Prosopis cineraria is the source of this 2221-nucleotide messenger RNA. Its product is annotated as protein IQ-DOMAIN 2-like. The transcript is spliced from 6 exons. The record is from RefSeq and is a predicted model, not a curated record. Gene Ontology annotation, molecular function: protein binding. The coding region runs from base 479 to 1891 and encodes 470 amino acids. Lineage: Eukaryota; Viridiplantae; Streptophyta; Magnoliopsida; Fabales; Fabaceae.
CUGAAGCACCGCAGUGAAAUUACAUCGUCGGCGACCAAAUCGCUAAUUGGAUCCUUUCAACGAAGGGAAGCUCUGGGGGGUUUUAGGCUGAUAAUAAUGGAGUGGGGCCCACCGCAGCCAAUCCAAGUUGUGAGACCAAUAUAUUAGCAAAAGCCAGCUGGGCUCCUGCCUGCCGCUCUCAUUCUCGUAUCCUCUCUUUCAUCGUUGGGAGAGAACUGAAGGCCUUGUGGCAAGAUCUGAUUUAUUUCGCUUCCCUCUUUACAGGGGAGAGGGACACAGUGGUUGAACUGUAAUCUUCAAGUUAUAAUCUUUUUGUUUCGUUUGCUUAGAGAGAGUGAUAGUGAGAGGUAUAGCGACCCCAGGGGAGGAGCACCAGAUAUUUGAGAUCUGCCAUUUUGGGUUUCAGUUCAGGCUUGACUUGAGAUCGUAAAAUUCUAAAUUUUUCUAUCCAAGGGACCAAUUGAGGAAUGCCAAGAAGAUGGGGAGGAAGGGGAAUUGGUUUUCUAGUGUGAAGAAAGCUCUCAGUCCUGAGUCAAAGAAGAGGGAAGACGAGAGAUCAAAUAAAUCAAAGAAGAAAUGGUUUGGGAAGCAAAAAUUGCAGACUUCAGACUCAUACUUGGAAACUGAUAAAGCACUAUCUCUUUCACCACCAGAAGAGGUCAAAUUAACUAAUAUUGAGAAUGAAAACAAUCAUGCUCCUGAUGCUGAUGUUGAAGUUGAAGUUACAAAUGCUGUAGAUACUGAGGAACCUGUUCCUGCAGUUCAAACAGCCCCUGUUCCAGUUCAAGCUUCUAUAAUUCCUCUGCCUUCUAGGAAAUUGAGUGCUGAAGUAGCAGCAAUGAAGAUUCAAACAGCUUUUCGAGGAUACAUGGCAAGAAGAGCAUUGAGGGCUUUAAGAGGCCUGGUUAGGUUGAAAUCUUUGAUGGAAGGGCCAGCUGUAAAACGCCAAGCCACUAGUACUCUUCGCUCUAUGCAGACUCUAGCUCGUUUGCAAGCUCAGAUACGAACCAGGAGGAUCAGAAUGUUAGAGGAGAAUCAAGCUCUUCAGAGACAGUUCUUACAGAAGCAUGCAAAAGAGCUUAGCCUUCAGAUGGGAGAUGAAUGGGAUGAUAGCCUCCAAUCAAAGGAACAAAUUGAAGCCAAGUUGCUGAGCAAGUACGAGGCUACAGUGAGGAGAGAAAGAGCAUUGGCUUAUGCAUUCUCUCACCAGCAAAAUGGAAAGAAUUCAACUAGAUCUAUAAACCCAGUUUUUAUGGAUCCAACUAAUCCGGCAUGGGGUUGGAGCUGGCUGGAGCGAUGGAUGGCAGCCCGGCCCUGGGAAAGCAAAGAUGUGAAUGACCAGUCAUCGGUCAAAAGCUCGACCCGCAGCAUAACUGGCGGAGAGAUCAGUAAAUCCUAUGCUCGAUACCAGCUCAACUCUGAAAAGCACUCUCCAACAGCCAGCCAAAACCUAGGCUCCCCGAGCUUUCAUUCCCACUCAACUCCUUCCAAGGCACUUGUUUCUUCAGCCUCAGUUAUCAAGAAACUGAAAAAAGUGAGCCCCAAGGUCACCUCAGUUAUUGAUGAUGACACCAAAAGCAUGGUCAGUGUGCAGUCUGGUUUUCGGAGGCACUCCAUCGCUGGAUCAUCUGUGGGAGACGACGAGAGCCUUGCAAGCUUUCAGGCUGUUCCAAGCUACAUGGUGCCAACUCAGUCUGCAAAAGCCAAGUCCAAGCCGCUCAGUCCAUUAACUGUAGAGAAUGACACAGUAGAGAAGGGAUCCUCUGGGACAGUGAAGAAACGGCUUUCCUUCCCUCCUUCACCGGCAAGGCCGAGACGGCAUUCAGGUCCACCAAAGGUAGAAAGCAGCUUCAAUGCAGAGGUCACCGUCGGUAAUAGUGUGGCUGAUUGAUCAUGAGGAAAAGAGGUGGAGCGUAAGACUUGAAAGUGCUGCUAAAAGAGGAUCAUGGAAGAAAUAACUCAUAAGACGAACAAGUUCAAUCUCAAUUGGGUGUUCAUUUAUUUAUUUUAUUACUUUAUUGUAAUCAUCUGUGUCUUAUUGCUGUGGAAUGUAUGUAUUUGGGAUGGAAAUUGAAAUUUAUUUUACUGAAGGGGAGGAAAGCUUAUUGAUGUCAUUGUGGCAGGAGAAUGGGCCAAGUCCUUUUGGAUCUUCAUUAAGGACGAUUAAUAUACUGCUUAAAUUUGUUGAUUCCUCAUUUAUUACAUGAAGUGUAUAUUAGGC